Molecule: messenger RNA, 6257 nt
Organism: Pezoporus occidentalis (night parrot)
Lineage: Eukaryota; Metazoa; Chordata; Aves; Psittaciformes; Psittacidae
Gene: SMURF2
Product: SMAD specific E3 ubiquitin protein ligase 2
Exons: 19
Coding region: 527-2788 (753 amino acids)
Biological process (GO): negative regulation of BMP signaling pathway; proteasome-mediated ubiquitin-dependent protein catabolic process; protein polyubiquitination
Cellular component (GO): cytoplasm
Molecular function (GO): protein binding; ubiquitin protein ligase activity
Source: RefSeq, a predicted model, not a curated record
CCCCACAAUUUCACUGUCACCUUCCCCCGCGUCCCUCCCCUCACCCCGGCGCUCCCGGCCCCAGCUCUCCCGAGGAGGACCCCAAGCAUCGGCGCCACCUGAUGCGGUUCCCCCUCAGCAUCCCCGGGCGGACCCCGAGGUGGGGCGGGCCCCCCCGAGGGCAGGCCGGGCCGGGGGAAGGGGAGGGGAGGCGCGGCGGCCGUCUGUCUGUCUGUCUGUCCGCCCGCCGUGUGGCUCCGUCCCCGGCUUUGUUGUGCUCGCCGCCCGGGCUCCGGGCGAGGGGGCGGGGAAGCGGAGGGAAGGGAAGCGGGGAAGGCGGCCGUGUCUCCUCCUCCGCGGACCCGGCCCCGCUCAUGGCGACGCUGGGCACAUCCGGGCUUCUCCUCCUCCUCCGGCGGCAGCCGCUGCCCUGAGCGCCCGGCCCGACUCCAUUAGCGCCUCCCCUCCCCCUCGUCUCCCUUCCCGGACCCAGAGGCAGGGGGAGCCCCGGGCAAGGCAGCGCCGAGCCCGCGGAGCGGCCGGGGACAUGUCCAACCAAGGGGCCCGGCGGAACGGGCCCGUCAAGCUGCGACUGACAGUACUGUGUGCAAAAAACUUGGUGAAAAAGGAUUUUUUCAGACUUCCUGAUCCAUUUGCUAAGGUUGUGGUGGACGGAUCUGGCCAAUGCCAUUCUACAGAUACUGUGAAGAAUACACUUGAUCCAAAAUGGAAUCAGCAUUAUGACCUAUACAUUGGGAAGUCAGACUCAAUAACAAUCAGCGUGUGGAAUCACAAGAAAAUUCAUAAAAAGCAGGGAGCUGGUUUUCUGGGUUGUGUGAGACUUCUUUCAAACGCAAUCAACCGCCUUAAAGACACUGGUUAUCAGAGAUUGGAUCUGUGCAAGCUUGGGCCAAAUGACAAUGAUACUGUUAGAGGACAGAUAGUAGUAAGUCUUCAGUCCAGAGACCGAAUAGGCACAGGAGGACAAGUGGUGGAUUGCAGCCGGUUAUUUGACAAUGAUUUACCGGAUGGGUGGGAGGAACGGAGGACUGCUUCUGGAAGGAUCCAGUAUUUAAAUCAUAUUACACGAACAACUCAGUGGGAGCGACCAACGCGGCCAGCUUGUGAAUACUCCAGCCCGGGCAGACCUCUGAGCUGUUUUGCGGAUGAGAACACUCCAAUUACAGGAACGAAUGGUGCGACCUGCGGGCAGUCGUCAGAUCCCCGGCUGGCAGAGAGGAGAGUCAGGUCACAGAGGCACAGAAACUACAUGAGCAGGACACACUUGCACACUCCUCCCGAUUUACCUGAAGGAUAUGAGCAAAGGACGACUCAGCAAGGUCAGGUCUAUUUUCUGCAUACUCAGACUGGUGUUAGCACGUGGCACGAUCCAAGAGUACCUAGGGAUCUUAGCAACAUCAAUUGUGAAGAGCUUGGUCCACUGCCUCCUGGAUGGGAGAUCCGAAAUACAGCAACAGGGAGAGUUUAUUUUGUUGACCAUAACAACAGGACAACGCAGUUUACAGAUCCACGGCUAUCUGCUAACUUGCAUUUAGUCUUAAACCGCCAGAAUCAACUUAAAGAUCAGCAGCACCAGCAGCAGCAGCAGGUAGUGUCCCUUUGUCAGCUUCCAGAUGAGGCAGAGUGUCUGACUGUGCCGAAGUACAAGCGAGACCUAGUGCAGAAGCUCAAGAUCCUGAGGCAAGAGCUGUCACAGCAGCAACCUCAAGCUGGCCAUUGUCGUAUUGAGGUCUCUAGGGAAGAGAUCUUUGAGGAAUCCUACAGGCAAGUCAUGAAGAUGAGGCCAAAAGACCUGUGGAAACGAUUAAUGAUAAAGUUUCGUGGGGAGGAAGGCCUUGAUUAUGGAGGUGUUGCCAGGGAGUGGCUCUACCUAUUGUCACAUGAAAUGUUGAAUCCAUACUAUGGUCUCUUCCAAUACUCCCGAGAUGAUAUCUAUACGCUGCAAAUCAACCCAGACUCUGCAGUCAACCCGGAACACUUAUCCUAUUUCCAUUUUGUUGGACGGAUCAUGGGGAUGGCUGUGUUUCAUGGACACUAUAUUGAUGGGGGCUUCACGUUGCCUUUCUAUAAACAGUUGCUAGGGAAGCCAAUUACUUUGGAUGACAUGGAAUUGGUUGACCCUGAUCUUCAUAACAGCUUAGUCUGGAUACUUGAGAAUGAUAUCACAGGAGUCUUGGACCAUACGUUUUGUGUAGAACACAAUGCAUAUGGGGAAAUUAUUCAGCAUGAACUGAAACCCAAUGGCAAAAGCAUCCCUGUGACAGAGGACAACAAAAAGGAAUAUGUCAGGCUUUAUGUAAACUGGCGGUUUUUACGAGGAAUUGAAGCUCAGUUUCUGGCUCUACAGAAGGGAUUUAAUGAAGUAAUCCCACAACAUCUGCUGAAGACAUUUGAUGAGAAGGAGUUAGAGCUCAUCAUUUGUGGACUGGGGAAAAUCGAUGUUAAUGACUGGAAGGCAAAUACCAGGUUAAAACACUGUACCCCAGACAGCAACAUCGUGAAAUGGUUCUGGAAAGCUGUGGAGUUCUUUGAUGAAGAGAGGAGAGCGCGACUGCUCCAGUUUGUGACUGGCUCAUCCCGAGUGCCUCUGCAAGGCUUCAAGGCUCUACAAGGUGCUGCAGGCCCACGACUGUUCACAAUACACCAGAUUGAUGCCAGCACUAACAAUUUGCCGAAAGCUCACACCUGCUUUAACCGAAUAGACAUUCCUCCUUACGAAAGCUACGACAAGCUGUAUGAGAAGCUGCUAACUGCCAUUGAAGAAACAUGUGGGUUCGCUGUGGAAUGACCCUUCCCAGCCUUACCUGAGACUCUAUUUAUACUCCUGUCAGCCGGAAAGCCCUUCCCUCAGCCAAGACUCAAGAAAUGCUUGAAAUACAGGAAAACUUUCCCUUUUCUACACUCGGACACUGGGAGGGAAAGGACAACUUUGGAAUUUUUGUUUCUAUUUUUAAUUUUUGGGUGUUGUUUUUUUUUAUUCAAGAAAAUAGGUUCUGUGGUUCCUGCCAUAGGAUCAUUCAGCUGCUAUUAAAAACUAAUAUCUUGAACAUACAGAAUGCUGACUUUUCCUACAUUUCAACAGUUAAGCAGUAUUCUAUACUUAAAGACUACUACUAUUUUUGUAAAAGGUAAUCUAUUAUAUUUGCCUACCUGAUUCCUAUUCUCAGAUACCAAGACACAACUUCAGCAGUCGGUACAAGUCACGUUUCAGCCUGUUUUAAAUGUAUGAUACUGAACAGCAUCUAUACCUGCUAUUUUUGGAGAAAAAAAAACUAUUUUGGAUUAUUCUAACUUUGCAUAAAAUUGGCUGAAAGAAUCAUUACUCUUUUUAAUUAAAGCCACUUACAUGUUAACUGCAUUUUCUUAUAGUAAAACCAUUAUAUUCUGCAAUGUAAAUUCAACGUAAAUGUUGCCACAGGGGGCUUUUUUAUAUUUUUCAAGCAUGAAUUACAAAUAUGAUGUUUUGGAGUCCUAUUUAUAUCAGUUGUCAGAUUCCUUAAACAAAGUUUCUAGUGUGAGUGACACAUGCUGGAUCUGGUACAGCCCUUGUGUUGCCAUGUGGGAUAGACUUUUUUAAUGAACAGUAGAUGUUUUGAUUUUUUUAAACCAGCAUUUUUCUAACAAGUCUGUUGAGGAUUUUUUUGUUGCUUUUGACUUUAAACACUGCGUUUUUCAACCUUUAAAGCAUGCUGAUGAGGUGGUAUUUGACAGCAGAAGCCUGUCAGCAGUUCGCUUCAGAACCCAUCCUGUCCAGUCAACCAAAGUUUGUUUGAAUGCAGCCAAAUCACAUUAUAUAUUUGUUGAUGCUAAAGAUUUAUCAGGUAAAACAUGUUGUAAUCUUUGUCCAGCUGCUCAUGACACGUGGGUUUAAGUUACAACUAAGGAAAAAUGGUGUUUUAACUGAAAUAUAUGUAAUGUGCUUCAGAAAAUGAGGUUUUAAAAGCACAUAAUUUAUUGAUUGUAGGGAUGGAAGUAAGUAUAUAUAUGAAUUAUAACAUGGGUUGAUCUCUUCAAAGGGGAAUAAAAUGCACUACCAGUAGAGGGAACUGAACUUUGAAGUUAGUGUGGAAAUUCUCAGUUAAGAUGUGUAUGAUCUGCUCAUGGUGUGUAGAUAAAUCAGUCUGCUUAAGAGAUGGUGGCAUUCUCCUCUCAGCGGUGCGAAUAUCUGGAGUAAGUAGCAUGUUUUUUUUCCCAAUCAGUGUUGUGUUUUUGUAACUUAGGUUACAAUUAAUCAUCAGACCUGCACUAUUUUUACAUUGCCAAUGAGAAGAAAGUCGAGGGUAUUGAAAAUGCUGAAAGAAUGGGACGUAAACAGCUGUUCCAUUUUUGCAGUGGAAGUCACACAGUGAACUGGCUAAUUUUCUGUCUGUUCUAUGGAGCUUGAACUUAAUUUUGUUCUGCCAAAUCUGACUGCCACAGUGAGUAAACUACUACUGGAUGUUGUGUGUUGGAAUAGCAGGCAAUGGACUGCUUUUGUAGAAUUGUGGUAAGAGCCAAAUCCACAUGUUCAUUUGAUUAUUUUAUAUUUUGUUUUAUACAGCUGUUGCUGGAAGGUUUGUUCUAAGAGACUUGCUUCCCAUUUGGGGCUGGCUGCAGAGAUGAGGCUACUUAGGGAUGCAGACGUAAAGCCAAGAAACUUAUUUUGACAGCCAGUUUGAAAUACAUCAGACCCCUUUUUAUCUUCAAGGGACUCCUGCACUCAUGUAAAAUGGCUGGUACUUUGGCAUCUACAGCUGGGGUCCCUUCAGGUAACGCUGUCACCAGAGAAGCUGUAACUACAUCUUCAGGGUUGCCUGGGAGAGCAAAGGAGGUUCUUGUGCAGCGUAUUCCUUACUUGGAACUGCUGCUGGUGGUUGGGGACCACUGCUUUAGACGCUCCCAUCAUCUUUACCCACCUCCCAGGAAUCUGCUCCCUGUCAGCCUGCUUAGGCUGGUAAAUGUAUUGAAUGACUGGUUAUGGCCACCCUUAUAUCAUAAAAGCAUUUGUGAGGAGGGAGGAGAUGAGCUCUGCAGAAUAUGGACUCUAGAUCAGCUGAUGGACACCAUUCACUUUCACAGCAGCCUUAGCAGUACAUCUGUCUGUUCUACCAAACAUUUUGGUUUGGUGUAGGGAAUUAUUUUUAACUGCCACAGAUAAAUAUUGUAAAUUUAAUAUAUUACAGGCAAAACUAGAUAAAUCUACAUUUGACUUCCAUAGCUGACAGAUGAGGAUGAACAUACCAAGUAUUUUGAGUGCCUUUCUACCUUCAUAAUAACUUGAGAGCUUUAACUAAAGCACCUCAUCACCUAGUCAGAUGUUUAUCUGAAAACGUUCAAGGGUUGAACAUCCUUUGCAAAAUUUAUUUUAAGGUCAUGUCAGCUACUUUCCCCUCAAAAAGGUGCUAAGCCUAAUACAGCAUUUUAACCUUGGACUUUCACCCCAUGAUUAAUGUGAAUAUUUAUUUCAGUGUGUCCCUCUUACUGGGUUUUACUUUAUCCAGUCUUUAGUUGUUUUAGAGAGAUGUCACAUCAUGGUUUUAUGCUGUUGCUUUUCAUGAUGAAUGUUUAAUUAUGAACAGUGACUUUUGUAGAUUUCAAAUAUACAGUUACACAGGUGAGUUUCAGAGGAUUUAAUUUCUCGGUGUAAAGAGUUUUGUAAUGGUGCUUUGUACAGUAUGUAUUCUAAUCUUUUUUUUUUUUUUUGCACAUAGUUUCAGUUUCCCUGAACUGAUUUUAUUUGUACCAAAUUUUUGUGUUGUACUAAAGUCCAGAGCACACAACCUGUUUUUAAAUCCUUGUUCUACAACACUACAUCUGUAUUCAACUUCUGGUGCGUUUAAACUGGCUGCAUUGAUGGAAGUAAAGCUUUGCUUCUAUAUCAUAAGUAUGCAUCAUACAGCUAAAUGUAGCAUGCUCUGACUGCUUCAGAUUUUAAACAGCACCAUAUAGUUAACAGGUGCCAUUUGUUGUACUUUACACUAUAUAGUAGGUUUCUGGCUCUGCCUCAUCCUCAGAGCUUUGUCUGUAGUUGUAAUUAGUUUAUACAAGUGUAAUUACUCCUCCACAAACUGACAGUUCUUAGUUUAUCAUUUCCAUUGUAUUUAUUACAGAGUGUUUUAGCAUUGGUAUCAUUGUAUUUUCACCCAGCUGUUACAUGAGCUUUAACAAAAAACAAUCUGUAUAAAAUGGUUUUUAAGUACUUAAUGUAUGUACCCAUGCAGAAGUUGAGCAAUAAAUUGUAUGCUGUUUGCACUGUCACAGCAUAAAUGGUUUUAAAA